AAAAAAAAAAAAAAAAAAAAAAAAAAAAAAAUUAGGGUCAUUUCUCUUCUUAGCCCAAUUAUUCAAAUUUCUCACCAAAACUAAAUGGAAUGUCAUCUAAUGAUCGAACGAAUACUUUUGGGCCUGAACAUGAAGCCCAUCAACUUACUGUUUCUGUUCCAACUUUUUUCUUAAAUUUUUUGAGCUGGUUGGUGAAGGAACAAGAGCCUUUGAAGAAGAAGAAGAAGAAAAGGUUUUCUUGAGCAGGAUUGGGUGAUUUUUUCUGGGCUUAGUUUUUCAAAAAAUAGUUUUUGAAAUUAGUUAACCAAUCAAUCAUAUAUAGCUCCUUAAAUUAAUUUCUCCUUUGAGCUCCAAGAUUCUCCAAAACCCCUUCGCUCACCCACUUCGAGAUGAUGAAGAAGCUUUCUCGUCUACUGUUAACUUCAAGGAAUCAGAUAUCUAGAAACAUAACAAAGGGGAAGGAUGGUAAUCUAAGCCAUGGAUUACUGUUGCGUACUUUCACUUCUCAUGCUGGAAUUUCAACUUCGGGACAAAACAUUAACGUUAAAGGAGGUAUUGCAGGCUUUUCAGCACCGUACAUUGUUUAUAAGGGAAAAGCUGCGUUCUCUGUUACUCCUGUUCUCCCAACAUUCACUAAGCUAGAUUCUGGACUUCAUGUGGUUGACCGCGGGGGUUGCAUGAUGUUGAAGUUCACUCCUGCCAUUGGUGAGCGCAAAUAUGAUUGGGAGAAGAGACAAUUGUUUGCUUUGAGCCCGACAGAGGUUGGAUCUUUGAUAAGCUUGGGUCCCAAUGAUACCUGUGAAUUGUUCCAUGAUCCUUCGAUGUUAUCAAGUAAUGCUGGACAAGUGAGGAAGAGUUUGACGGUGAAGCCUCAUUCUACUGGCGGUGGCUAUAUGAUUUCCUUGACUGUUGUCAACAACAUUCUAAAAACCAAGGAUUAUAUCAGUGUUCCAUUCACAACUGCUGAAUUUGCAGUUGUAAAGGCAGCUUGCAGUUAUGCGCUGCCUCAUAUAAUGGGUUGGGAUCGGGUGACAGAAAAGGUGGAAAAGGUCAACGGCGGAAGGCGAACACCGGAUAUUAAGUUUGAUCGGGGACAACUCAUGGAUUCAGAGUGGGACAAAUGAAAGCUGGAUAUGUCUUCCCUCUUUUGUAACAGAUCUGUGUGUAUUGUUUUGUGCUGUGUAAACCCCUGUUUCAUUCUCCAAUUUUCCAGGGAUAAUGGGAUGUUGAAGUAGGACAUCUCAAGUAAUUGAACUGCAUCUGUCGUACUACAAAAACUAAGGGAAACUAAGAGAAAAUGCUAAAGUGCUACAAAAUAUAAUACAUGUGGGAGUUAAUUGCUUUUGU
Molecule: messenger RNA, 1347 nt
Organism: Cannabis sativa
Lineage: Eukaryota; Viridiplantae; Streptophyta; Magnoliopsida; Rosales; Cannabaceae
Product: single-stranded DNA-binding protein WHY2, mitochondrial
Exons: 8
Coding region: 390-1124 (244 amino acids)
Biological process (GO): defense response; regulation of DNA-templated transcription
Molecular function (GO): single-stranded DNA binding
Source: RefSeq, a predicted model, not a curated record